UAUAUUUUUUCUCGUUUAAAACAUGAGCGAAUAAAAAUAGAAUGACCACCUUAAGAUUGUGGUUAGAUGAUAGUUUAUUUUUGUAGUCACGUUCGAUAUUAUAGUGGUUUUAAUUAUUGUUAAGUGUGAAGGUAUUGCUGGCUUGACCAUGGAAGAUCAGAUAUGUCCACGAUGUAAGACCACCAAAUAUCGAAACCCUAAACUGAAGUUAAUGGUUAAUGUAUGUGGGCAUAAACUAUGCGACACAUGUGUAGAUUUACUUUUCACAAGACCAUCAGCUGCUUGCCCAGAAUGUAGCACACCCUUACGGCGUAGUGAUUUUAGAGCCCAGCAGUUUGAAGAUCUGAUUGUUGAAAAGGAAGUUGAUAUCAGAAAGAAAAUCAUUAAAAUAUAUAAUAAACGUGAAGAAGACUUCCAAGCUUUGCCAGAUCCUCUAAGAAGCUACAACGAUUAUCUGGAAGAUGUGGAAACUAUUGUAUGGAACUUGGCUAAUGGUGUUGAUGUAGACGAGACAAAGAAAGCCAUUGAGAAGUACAAGAAAGAAAAUGAAGCUUUGAUUAGGAAGAACAAUGUCAAACUAGGAAGAGAAGAAGCAGUCGUUUUAUCUCAGAUUGAGGAGGACGAGAAGGCAGCUGAUUUAAGGAGGAAACAAGUAGCAAUAAAUGAGAUUGACGAAAAGAGAAAGAAGAAAAUGGAAAAUGAGUCAUUCCUUAAUAAUUUGAUUGUUGGUGAUCGCCCUUUGGAUGAGAUUGUGUCUGAACACUCCAGUAAGAUAGCAAAGAAACAGUCAGUCUUGUUCUCUUCUGCAGUAACGACUAAGUAUCUACAGCCAAAAGAUGAAGCGAAUGCGGUCCCUUUCAUAAAUGUUCCAUUGUUUAAAUAUGUCGAACCUGAUGAGGAAAACGAUGGAUUAAAAGCUCCAAAACAGGAAGUCUUGGCUUCAAGGGGGUAUUUGAAAAACAUUCGCGCAACUACCGACGCUGAAAGAGCCGGUGGCUACAACGCAGACUUAGGCUGUGGACGAGCGAUCCAGGAUGCCUUUUCUGCUCUUUAUCUAAACUUAUGAAAAAUGAGUUUCUAGAAUCUCAAGGGUUUCUAUGAGUUUCUUCACGCAGAAGUUACAUGGUUUUGCGAGGGCUGACAGACCCCAUCCAGGUCGCUACAGUUCAAGAUGUUGCCAUCCUUUCAUUUUAACUUAGAAACUGAGACAAUGUAACUUAAACAAAGUUGGUGUCCCGCUUCCAAUAUCUGACAUUUAUACUGAGACGCGUGAAUUUCAGUAAUAAAGUACUAAAGUACAAUCUUUCUCAAGGACCUUGAAGAGGCAACAGUAUUACUAGAAUAAAGUUUGCGAUGAAAUUGCCAAAA
This is a messenger RNA of Actinia tenebrosa (Australian red waratah sea anemone), 1368 nucleotides long. RefSeq names its product CDK-activating kinase assembly factor MAT1. Gene Ontology annotation, biological process: nucleotide-excision repair; positive regulation of cyclin-dependent protein serine/threonine kinase activity; regulation of transcription by RNA polymerase II. Gene Ontology annotation, cellular component: transcription factor TFIIH holo complex. The record is from RefSeq and is a predicted model, not a curated record. NCBI's taxonomy places the organism in Eukaryota, Metazoa, Cnidaria, Anthozoa, Actiniaria, Actiniidae. Gene Ontology annotation, molecular function: cyclin-dependent protein serine/threonine kinase activator activity.